Molecule: messenger RNA, 1558 nt
Organism: Zophobas morio
Lineage: Eukaryota; Metazoa; Arthropoda; Insecta; Coleoptera; Tenebrionidae
Product: major centromere autoantigen B-like
Exons: 3
Coding region: 105-428 (107 amino acids)
Source: RefSeq, a predicted model, not a curated record
UUAAUUUUUGAACAAAGCUAACGAGUAGCCGGUCAGUAGUGUUCAACGUUGGUGAACGUCACUUUUCGCGAAAGAGUAAAACCCACGCCAAAAACAUAAACAAAAUGAGUUCGAAGGAAAAUAACGAAGUUGCAGUCGAGAAAAUCGACAACGACAAGAGUGCGGACGCGAAAUGUGAGUUGAAGGGAACGAAGCGAGCGGCGGAGGACAAAACGGAGGAAGUGAAAAAGGCGCGAAAGGAGGAAAACGGUGCGGGUUCGGAGGGCGAAGAGCUCGAAGAAGAGGAGGAAGAGGGAGUUGAAGGAGAGGAAGACGACGAAGAAGAGGAGCUCCCCGAAGGCGACGACGAGGAAUUGGAAGGAGAGGACGAAGAUGAAGAAGACGUGGAGGGCGAAGAAGGGGUGGACGAAGAGGAGGACGACGCAUAAUGGAGCACACGGCCGACAAACCCGUGUGCGACCUGUGACGGACUCCUCAGUGCAAAGUCUCGAGCUACUUUGUGGCCAAACAACUAAUUUUUAAGUUCCAAAAGUAAUUCAGUGCGUUUUAUGCUAGCCAUUGUCGACUACCGUCAACUGUUCUGUCAGUAGCAGCCACUUUAGAAGCAGGAUCUUCUACAUUCGGCCACAGGCUACCUCGCGACCUUUGCUUGAGCAAGAACUGUUCAGUGACCGUGUGUGAACUGCGUGUAAUCCGCGGUACCUGACUCUUCUAACUUAUUACUACGUAUCCCCUUCAAUUUGUAAAAAAAUUGUCCAAUUUAUGUAAAAAUAGGUAUAAAUUUUAGAUUAAGUUUGUCUCUGAUAACAGUGUUUUUUUUUUCUUUUUUUUUUAAUUAAAUACUUGUACAAAAAAUGUUUUUUGAAGAUGUCGCUGAACCCGCGGCUUUCUCAGGAAAGCCUUCAAAAAAUUAAAGUGUAUUUCUAUUUGGGAACGACCGUUAUUGUGUAAUGGUUGUACCAGUUUGUCGAGCGCAGAAGGGCAAUAAGGUGUUAACUUGUAGGCUAACAUAGAACUUAGUCUAAUAUGUUUUUAGAUCCGUGUGUUUACUAUAUGUACGAUAAUACAUUGUAAUUAUUUCUUUUUUUAUGAGAUGUAUUUAAUUAAGGAAAUACGGUUUUUGCGGUGCUAGUCGUCGCCUCAUACACUGCCAAAUUCUCGUCUUAAUUUACAUGGGCAACUCAUUCUGCGACUUUUGCCAAGUUAUUGACUUCGCCAUCCCUCAUCGACAUCGUUGCAUUUUAUUCACGCAGUUCUAUUUUUUUUAAUCUUCUGUUACUUUAUUUUUAUCAGUUUUACGCCGUAACUUGACAAAAGUUGACCAAAGAUGAGUUCUCCAAGUAAUUAACUUGAAGUUUUUGGCUGAACUCAUUCCAACUGAUUUGUUUGUGACAGCCGGGUGAUCGCACUUCACUUCUAUAUUAUAUUUUUACUACAGAAAAGAAAGUUUUACAAAAUGUUUGUCUACCCAAUAAAUAAUGAUCUGUAGAAAUUGAUUUGUAACAGUGUUGUAUGAUUUUUGAGUGAACUAUAAACGAUGGAUACAAAUUGUUUCAUA